This is a messenger RNA of Drosophila elegans, 752 nucleotides long. RefSeq lists its product as uncharacterized. The transcript has a single exon. The record is from RefSeq and is a predicted model, not a curated record. NCBI's taxonomy places the organism in Eukaryota, Metazoa, Arthropoda, Insecta, Diptera, Drosophilidae. Bases 114 to 668 code for a protein of 184 amino acids.
UGCUGUCAAUAUCUUAUCCGACUCUAGCCAGUGUUUCGAUCAUCAUUUCGGUGUGCGGUUGUACAAAUUUGAGUAUCGAAAUUUAAGUUAGAAAAUAGUGCCAUAGUUUCAGCAUGUCUAGAGUGCAGAGGUCGGCUGGCAGUCAGCAAUCGUCGAGCGGGUUGGUCUCCUACGGCAGCGGUCUCGUCUUCGGCGGGAACGUGUAUCCAGUUCUGGUGGACGGAGUGCCAAUGCAGCCGCCCAUGGGGGCUCAUCAAGCGGCGGCCCAGCAGCGCCUGCAGAUGCAGCAGCGACAGAUGCAGCAGCGACAAAUGCAGAUCCCGCCGCAGAAACCCAUUGUUUCCCAGCGGGCACAACCGACAUCCGACGCCCCAGCAGGGAUGUACAUGACCAAACAGGUGCAGCAGAGCGCACCCUGUCAUCCUAGUGAUGUCAGGAUGCAACAGCAGCAGUACCACAACUUCGCCAUGAUGCAGCAGCUUCAGGCGCAGCUUCUACAGCAGCGGCAGCAAAUGCAGAUGGCCAUGGGCCAUCCCUACAUCCCAUCCCAUUACGGCCAAUACCACGUGCAACUGCAGCGGAAUGCGGGUGGUGAUUGUGGCGGCUGGAACGGUUAUGCCAUGAUGCAGCCAUCGGAAGUCAAUAAGCCGUAUUCGUUUAGCGACUGAGUCUUUUUCCCUUUGUGACUGUGAACUUUUAAUCUCUCUAAUCAAAGUGUGGCAUUAAGCAUAUGCCAAAUCAAGCCUGAAAAA